Boeremia exigua is the source of this 1843-nucleotide messenger RNA. RefSeq lists its product as uncharacterized. The transcript is spliced from 4 exons. Bases 33 to 1703 code for a protein of 556 amino acids. The record is from RefSeq and is a predicted model, not a curated record. Lineage: Eukaryota; Fungi; Ascomycota; Dothideomycetes; Pleosporales; Didymellaceae.
AUUCCGGCUACUCCUCAGACUCAUUCUCUACUAUGGCAGAGGCAGGUCUGGUACUUGGCGUCAUUCCGCUGCUCAUUGCAGCCCUUGAGCAUUAUGAAGGGGCGGCGCGAUAUACUAAGGAUUUCAUUGACCCGAGAGAAGCCAGGCUGGCCCUCGUCAGAAAGCUCUAUCAUCUAAGGACUACUGUUGAUCAGGUCAUUGACAAUCUGUUGCGCGGUAUUGCAAAGCCAGAAGAGGUGGUUAUGAUGACUGACGAUCCUCGCAAUGAGCUGUGGACAACGGGACGAAUCGCCGAUACAAUCCGAGUCAAACUUGGCUCUACCUAUGAUCCCUUCAUCGAUGCACUCGACCAAAUUAGCGGUGUUCUGGUAUCGAUCACAAAGUAUCUGAACAUCGACGGGGCACGGAAAAGAUCCACCAAGCUAAAAGAGCUGGUCGACGCAAAUAGGCCAGUUGACAAGGGCCCGCUACUCAAGGACAAUUUUCGAUUCAAGGAACGGGUCAAAUUCACAAUGAGCAAAAGGCGCAUUGAGAAGAACCUUGAAGAGCUCAAGUCAUGUACCGAAUCGAUUGGUCAAUGGACUGGAAGGGCUGAAAAGUCACAAGAGCCCACAAAUCACCGGAUAUCGAAGACAAAGUUUAGAAGUCCCUUGCAGAUUGUCCAGCGGCAUGCCUCCCGGCUACACCGCGCUUUGUCCAUAAGUUGGUGCAAUUCGCGACCUCAGCACUCGACAUUCCUGUUAUUAGAGCAGCGAAUUCAGGAGUCCUACAAGAGAAUGACCACCUCACAUGUAGCCUACACGGAUGAAGAAGUGAGCUGUUUUACACUCAGUCUCGCAGGGGAUUGCUUUCAUCACCUCCCGCGACUCCACACAGAAGUCCGAAUCAUUGAGCCUCUCGAAGAACCCGUCAAUUCCAGCCAGGUGCAGUUCAAUGUAGAGUUAGAUCCUGAUCGGGUCAACAAAGCCCCGUAUAUGACUCCUUCGAACCUGCCGCAGGUACAACAGUUUUGCCACUAUUUCAAGCAUCCGGUUCAAACAUCCGUUGGAUUUUGUCUUGAUGAGGAAGGAAGUCUUAGGGUCUACUCUUUGGAGUAUUCCACCGCCUCAUACGUGACUGACUACCUCACUCUAGACAAUCUCCUCUCAGGUUCUCACGCAAGACUACAACUCAAGGAUCAGUACAACUUAGCUGUCAAGCUGGUGGCUUCAAUCUUCCAGCUGACUGGUACGCCGUGGUUGCACACUAAAUGGACUAAGAAAGACAUCGCUUUCUUUAGAGCCCCAAAACGUCCCGAACAGAGGGUGGACAUCGGCUACCCGUACCUAGUGCAGAAUUUUGCAUGCAUUGAUGCCUCCACUAGAGGCACAACCGCGGACCGAUCUAAACUCCUAGCUUUGGCUGUCAUUUUGCUUGAAAUGAAGAGUGGAAAGUCUAUUGAGCAGCUAAGACUUGCCGAAGACGGCACUACGGGGAAAGAGAAUGAUGACAUGUCCGAUUAUCAGACAGCACACAGAUGGUACGAAGACAAAGAGCAGGAGUUGCUCCCUGGUUUCAAAGUCGCAUUUAGGUUCUGCUUGACGCGAUACCUAAAUGCAGACACAAGCUUUGAAGACGACAAACUUCGUGAUGAAGUGGAGGAAAACGUGCUUCGGCCCCUGCGGAGCGAUUUGAGCUUUCUCGAAACCACCAAAUAUCGAUAGCUUCGGAUGUGCAAUGAAGCAUUUCGAAAACGCGAUGUAACGGCCCUAGUCCUCGUUGCGUUUUCCUUUACCAAGGUGGUCUACCACCGCAGGUAUCUCCAAAGUGAUCGCUCAUCUUUCGGCCUUGAUGAGAUACCAUA